Molecule: messenger RNA, 1664 nt
Organism: Vitis riparia (riverbank grape)
Lineage: Eukaryota; Viridiplantae; Streptophyta; Magnoliopsida; Vitales; Vitaceae
Product: glucan endo-1,3-beta-glucosidase
Exons: 3
Coding region: 31-1374 (447 amino acids)
Biological process (GO): carbohydrate metabolic process
Cellular component (GO): plasma membrane
Molecular function (GO): hydrolase activity, hydrolyzing O-glycosyl compounds
Source: RefSeq, a predicted model, not a curated record
CUUCCAUUUUCCUAAGCUACGGCCGCACACAUGGCUCUUCUCGCCUUACAAUCUCUUCGCUUUGUAAUCUUCGGCGUCUCCGCUCUUCUCUUCUCCGCCACCGCCUAUUCCAUCGGCGUUAACUAUGGCACUCUCGCCGAUAACCUUCCGCCGCCUGCCCAAGUCGCCAACUUUCUCAAAACCCGGACCACCAUCGACCAGAUCAAAAUCUUCGACAGCAACCCCGAUAUUCUUCGAGCCUUCGCUAACACCGGCAUCGGCGUCACGGUUACCGUUGGCAACGGCGACAUCCCAGCAAUCGCGAAACUCCCGGCCGCUCGCGACUGGGUCGCUACCCACAUCUUGCCGUUCUACCCCAGCACCAAGAUCAACUAUGUCGCCGUUGGGAAUGAGAUCAUGGCCACCGCCGACAAGAAUCUCAUUGGCCACCUCGUUCCGGCGAUGAAAGCACUCCACAACGCUCUCCUACUUGCGAAGAUCACCGACAUUAAGGUCUCCACGCCUCACUCUCUCGGCAUACUUUCUAUCUCCGAGCCACCGAGUGUGGGUCGGUUCAGACGCGGCUACGAUAAAGUCAUCUUUGCACCCAUGCUCGAGUUCCACCGCCAAACCAAGUCUCCGUUCAUGGUGAACCCAUACCCAUACUUCGGCUUCUCCCCAAACAUGUUAAACUACUGCAUCUUCAAGCCUAACCGUGGGGUUCACGAUAAGUUCACGGGGAUCACAUACACCAACAUGUUCGACGCACAGAUGGACGCUGUCUACUCUGCAAUGAAAGUGUUGGGCUACGGCGACGUGGAGAUUAUGGUGGCGGAGACAGGUUGGCCGUCGCUGGGUGACCCAAACCAGGUGGGUGUGAAUCUCGAGAACGCGAAGACGUUCAAUGGCAACUUGUUGAAACAUAUAAGCUCCGGCAAGGGAACGCCACUGAUGCCAAACCGGCGGUUCCAGACGUAUCUGUUCUCGCUAUUCAACGAGAAUCUUAAACCGGGUUCGACCGCCGAGAGGAACUUCGGAUUGUUCAGACCUGACUUCACUCCGGUUUACGACAUUGGGAUUCUGAAACAGUCUGCUGGUGGCUCACCAACACCAACUGUGCCAUCAGGCAAGAAGUGGUGUGUACCAAAACCAGAUGCUACCGACGAAGCAUUGCAAUCCAACAUAAACUACGUCUGCAGCACAGGAGUAGAUUGCAAGCCUAUACAACCUGGUGGGGCCUGCUACAACCCCAACACCAUUAGAUCUCAUGCUUCGUAUGCCAUGAAUGCUUACUAUCAGACUUCUGGUCGCCAUGAUUUCAAUUGUGACUUUGCCAAUACUGGUGUUCUAGCAACCUCUGAUCCAAGUCAUGGUCCAUGUCAAUACAUCUCUUGAGUUUGGAAGUUGAACGCAAGCAAACAGCGCAUUGCCUGACCAGAGACCUCAUCUGACUUCAGAGUAUUUAUCCUCUGGUGAUUAUUUAUUUUCGUUAAAAUAUUGCUGCUAGCUGGGAAAACAGAUGACUAGUUCAUAACCCAUGACAGUGCUACUUUACUUUAUAUAGACCAUAUAUUCAUGUCUGUACAUUUUACACUGUAUUGCUUUGCCUUUUUUUUUGCUUUUGCUUUUUUGUUUUUUAUGGGUAAUUACCAGGGCCUUCAAUGGUACCAAAGGCUUUAUCAUCA